This is a messenger RNA of Tupaia belangeri chinensis (Chinese tree shrew), 2649 nucleotides long. RefSeq names its product DNA polymerase delta 3, accessory subunit (gene POLD3). Gene Ontology annotation, cellular component: nucleus; delta DNA polymerase complex. The record is from RefSeq and is a predicted model, not a curated record. Lineage: Eukaryota; Metazoa; Chordata; Mammalia; Scandentia; Tupaiidae. Gene Ontology annotation, molecular function: DNA-directed DNA polymerase activity. Bases 66 to 1469 code for a protein of 467 amino acids. The transcript has 13 exons. Gene Ontology annotation, biological process: DNA replication; DNA synthesis involved in UV-damage excision repair; nucleotide-excision repair, DNA gap filling.
GGGAGGGAGCUAGAGAGACGUUUCCCGCCGGCGGGAGCUGCGGCGGGGGUCGGCGCUGCAGCACCAUGGCGGACCAGCUGUACCUGGAGAAUAUAGACGAGUUCGUCACGGACCAAAACAAGAUCGUUACAUACAAGUGGCUGAGCUAUACACUAGGUGUUCAUGUUAACCAGGCCAAACAGAUGCUGUAUGAAUAUGUUGAAAAGAAGCGGAAGGAAAAUUCAGGAGCCCAACUGCAUGUCACCUAUUUGGUGUCCGGGAGUCUUAUUCAAAAUGGAUAUUCGUGCCACAAGGUUGCAGUAGUGAGAGAAGAUAAAUUGGAAGCAGUGAAGUCCAAGUUGGCUGUGACUGCCAGCAUCCAUGUGUACAGCAUCCAGAAAGCCAUGCUAAAGGACAGUGGGCCUCUGUUCAAUACGGACUAUGACAUCCUUAAAAGCAACUUGCAGAACUGCAGCAAGUUUAGUGCCAUACAGUGUGCUGCUGCAGUCCCUAGAGCUCCUGCUGAAUCUUCAUCUUCCAAACAGUUAGAACAGUUAAAUCUCGAGGCUUCAAGUGAGGCACAGGCCAGUAAUGAGCCGACCACCAAUGGUCAUGGCCCACCUGCUGCCAAACAGGUUUCCCAGCAUCCCAAAGGAAUUAUGGGAAUGUUUGCCUCUAAAGCUGCUGCGAAAACUCAGGAUACCAACAAGGAAACCAAAACAGAAGCUAAAGAAGUAACAAAUGCAUCUUCAGCAGGCAGCAAAGCACCAGGGAAAGGCAAUCUGAUGAGCAACUUUUUUGGAAAAGCUGCAAUGAAGAAACUUAAAGUCAAUUUGGAUUCAGAACAAGCAGUGAAAGAAGAAAAAAGAGUGGAACAACCUCCAGUGCCUGUCACUGAACCAAAGUUGGCAGCUCCUACCAGCCUAAAGAAAGCUGGAAGAAAGGCAGAGCCUAUGAAGAUGCAGCAGAGGGAAAAAAAGAGCAACAGGGGGAAGCGAAUAGAGUUAUCUGAUGAUGAGACAAAAGAAACUGAACACGUGAAGAAAAAGAGGAGGAGAAUCAAGCUUCCUGAGUCUGAGAGCAGUGAAGAUGAAGUCUUCCCAGACUCUCCUGGUGCUUAUGAAGCUGAGUCACCAUCCCCACCGCCUCCUGUAUCCCCACCUCCUGAACCCGUGCCGAAGAUUGAGCCUGAGCCUCCUCCUAUCAAGAGCUCAAGUGGAGAACACAAAAGAAAACGAAAGCGCGUACUGAAAUCUAAAACCUUUGUGGAUGACGAAGGCUGUAUGGUGACUGAAAAAGUCUAUGAGAGUGAAUCCUGCACAGAUAGUGAAGAGGAAAUGAAGCCGAAGACACCCUCUGUGCACAGACCCUCUGCAAUGGCAGUGAAGAAGGAACCGAAAGAGGAACGUAAGGGCCCGAAGAAAGGGACUGCUGCUCUAGGCAAAGCCAACAGACAAGUGUCCAUCACAGGCUUCUUCCAGAGGAAGUAAACUGCCGGCUGUGGCAGGUCAGAGACUCGGAGUGGUCGAGGGAGAAGACCAAGCAGCAUGGACUCUCACUUACUGUGUAAGUUCAUCUAGCAUCUCACCUGUAUCAAAGGACUGUGCUUCCAUCCUGUGAGGUGUAUACUAUUUCUGGUUUUUAACCAAAAGGAAAUCACCUGGAGGCAGGAAGCAAAAGGAUAUUUUAAAAGUUGUUACCUUCUAGUGACAUUUUGUAAGCACAAUCUUUGACCUGUUCAGGAGACGAAUUCACUCCAGAAUUACAUUGGAACAGGUUUCAGAAUCUUACUGAAGCUAUGAAGUGGCUGUCCCACUGUGUCCCACUCACCUCCUGCCCUGGCCCACUUAUGGCUCAGGGAGCAUUCCUUCCUGUGUCUCUGUGUGCUGUGAGCGUGUGUAGGUGGUUUUUAUUCCUGAAUUCUACUGGAUGUACUGAACACAACACCCUGCCCCCACACAUUUCUAUCCCCUGGCCCCAUAAAGUGGUGUUUUGUCUUUUAGAUCUUAGUGUUGGACUAAAGGUUGAAACAAAAUCUCCUUGUAAUCGUCUUCCUCCAUUACACAGCACACUGACCAUGGGCCACAGACCUGGGCGUUGCUUGUGUUUUGUCCCUUUCACAAAAGCUCUCUAGACCUUCACUUGCCAUUAGUGGUUAGGGAAAAGCCUGAGGCAGAGAACACAGAAAUUUAAUGAUGUGUUCAAGUCUUCCAGAAGUUACCGUGAGUCAGCGCUGAUGACACCCGAGGAGUUUUCAUGCCGCUGACCCAGAGCGUGCUUUGCACUGUUCCUUGUGGUAUAUUGUCCCUCUUCACUCCCAGAAUCUGGAGAGUGAGACCCAUCUAAUGAGAGAGGGCUAAAAAAAGAGAUCUCCUCCUACAUAUAAUGUACAAUUGUUACCUACAGUUCCUCCUUUUCAAGGAAAUGGAACAUUCCAGAACAUCAGUUUUCCAGGAGGUUAGUGAGGAAUGUAAGGCACACAUUCUACAGAUAUCGCACCUCUGUUUUUUAAGUCCCCCAUUUGCCUUAAAAAAAGUACUGGCUCCCCAAGAAGAGAUGGAGAGAGUAAGUUGUUACUAGGUCUGAAUAGCAAAUAAAGCAUUUUUCAUUUUACUUAUGGAAAAAUCACCUAUUUCAGUGGUAACUUUCAAGUGACUUCUACUACGGCUA